Messenger RNA from Pediculus humanus corporis (human body louse), 498 nucleotides. RefSeq lists its product as uncharacterized. The coding region runs from base 1 to 498 and encodes 165 amino acids. The transcript has a single exon. NCBI's taxonomy places the organism in Eukaryota, Metazoa, Arthropoda, Insecta, Psocodea, Pediculidae. Gene Ontology annotation, cellular component: centrosome; ciliary basal body. The record is from RefSeq and is a predicted model, not a curated record.
AUGGCAAAACAAGGACAGGCUCUUCAAUCAUUCACAACAGAAUUGAUUAACUGUUUGGACAGUUUAAAAACUAAACGAGAAGAACUACAAUUGGUAAUAGAUUUAGAAGAAUUAGAAAAAGCUAAAUUACAAACAGAAAUCGAAUGUUUAUCGAAUAGAUUAUCUGUCAUAAUGACGAGUCUAACGAAAAAAAUGGCCAUGAGAUUGGAUUUAGACAGAGCUAUAUCAGAACCGGAAAAAGCAAUGUGUAACCUUUUGGAAAAUUCAAGAGCCAUUGUUAAUCACGUCAAAAGAGAAAUAUCGACUCUUUUUCCUGAAGAUAUAGGUACGUGUCCAACGAGUGCAACACAAAUAUGUUUAAUCGAUACUUGUCCAAUUGUUUCACCUCCAACAACAACAACAAACAACAACAGCAUUCAACCCUCUCAACAAAUAAUUAAUUCACAAAUUACAACAGUUAAUAUUUCUGUUUCUUGUAAGGCGGCCACCGGUUUAUGA